Molecule: messenger RNA, 1347 nt
Organism: Zea mays
Lineage: Eukaryota; Viridiplantae; Streptophyta; Magnoliopsida; Poales; Poaceae
Exons: 4
Coding region: 81-1286 (401 amino acids)
Biological process (GO): double-strand break repair
Cellular component (GO): PML body; cytoplasm
Molecular function (GO): single-stranded DNA binding; 5'-tyrosyl-DNA phosphodiesterase activity
Source: RefSeq, marked validated
ACCUAAUCAGAGAUUCUCGUACAAUUCUGCGGGACUCCACUCGACCGGACCAAAACUGGCUACGAAAUUCGGAGAUUCGGAUGGAUUUCUCGCUUCUCCGCAGUUUGGACGCGCUCAAACCUUCCCACCACCUCCUCCCCCUCCUCCCAACAGUCACCACGUCGCACUACCGAGCCAUGUCCUCCGCUACCAACCUCCGUUUAUUGUCGUGGGACUGCGCCGAGGACCCGCUGGAUUUCGGUGCGUUCGCCGACACCUCGUUUCUCCCGCUCCAGCGGCGCGCGGCGACGCGGAAACGCGCGGUGUCGUCGGAGGCCGUUCAGGUGCGCGCCGUUGACAAGCUGGGUGUUGGCGCGGUGGAGGGAGAUGAGAAGGCACGCGCCGCCAAGAAAGGGAAUUCAAAUAAUCAUUCGGAUAAUAAGACUGUCAAAAUAAUGACAUACAAUGUAUGGUUCCGAGAGGAAUUGGAACUGAUUAGAAGGAUGAAUGCUAUUGGAGAUCUUAUCCAGCAUCACAGCCCAGAUCUCAUAUGCUUCCAGGAGAUCACUCCAAACAUUUACCUGCUUUUCGAGAAAUCAGACUGGUGGCAAGCAUACAAAUGCUCCUUGCCGCAUAAGAUGGCCAUGGAAAGAUCAUACUACUGCAUGCAGAUGAGCAGGUUGCCGGUGAAGUCGUUUGACCGCAAACCAUUCUUGAACUCAAAGAUGGGACGGGAGCUGUGCGUAGCCGAUGUGACCGUUGGAGGUUCGAUCGAGCUGGUGCUGGCUACAAGCCACCUGGAGAGCCCAUGCCCCGGACCUCCGACGUGGGACCAGAUGUUCAGCAAGGAAAGAGUAGCUCAGGCAAGCGAGUCUUUGAAAACUCUGGGAGCCUUCCGCAACGCAAUACUCUGUGGGGACAUGAACUGGGACGACGAAGGAGACGGGCCCUUCCCGCUCCCAGAAAACGGGGGGUGGGUCGACGCCUGGGCUGAGCUGAAGCCCGGCGAAGAUGGCUGGACCUACGACACGAAGGCCAACGCCAUGCUGACGGGUAACCGUAAGCUGCAGAAGCGGCUGGACCGGUUCGUGUGCAAGCUGCCGGAUUUCAAGGUCGAGAGCGUCGAGAUGGUCGGGGAGGAAGCCAUACCGCGCGUCACGUACGUCAAGGAGAAGAAGGCUCGCCGGGAGAUUCGUCAGCUGGUGUUGCCUGUCUUGCCCAGCGACCACUUCGGGCUUGUUCUGACUAUCAGCUCAGUCUCUGAAGAUCUGAUCGAUCAUGGUCCAGAGACUACCCUUGAUGUGUAAUAGUCAUGCAAUGGCCCUCUUUUUGUAUAUACUCUUAGGCAGUAGCAUCUCCUAACUUCCU